Molecule: messenger RNA, 585 nt
Organism: Pochonia chlamydosporia 170
Lineage: Eukaryota; Fungi; Ascomycota; Sordariomycetes; Hypocreales; Clavicipitaceae
Exons: 1
Coding region: 1-585 (194 amino acids)
Source: RefSeq, a predicted model, not a curated record
AUGCAUCAAUCAAUCUUCACCAUCCUCUCCAUCACGACACUCGCUCUCUGCAACGCAACUCCAACUACAGCGCCUACAACCACAGCUCCUCCAUCCUUCAGUAUCCCAUGUGUAGUUGGCAACAACCAGCCAUGUCCAACAUCAUGGGCAUGCACUCCAACUGAGACUUGCACACCAGGGCACCGGUGCGGUGGUCUCUGCUUCACACCUCCGCCCAUCGCCACCGUCAUCCCCUGCACCAUGGGAGACAACUGCCGUUGUCCUGAUAGCAGCACCUGCACGCCUACAAUGAUUUCCACUCCUGGGCAACCCUGGGGAGGACAGUGCAUUGCCACGGGUCCAGCACAGGGUGGUCUACCGCCUUGCCAAGUUGGCCGGAGAAACCAAUGUUCAACGGGGAGCAUUUGUACUCCAACCAUGUCUUGUUCCAAGGGCCAUCGCUGCGGAGGGCUUUGCAUUGCUACCGGGCUGCCGCCGAUUACAUCCUGCGUCAUGGGGAAUAACUCUCCAUGUGCGCCAUCGAGCACUUGUACGCCGACUAUGAUGUGCACGCCUGGGUCUCCCUGUGGAGGGCAGUGUAUUUAG